CUUCUCGCAUCUUCUGCUCUACAGGUGGUGAAAAGUUCGAUUAUUUUUCCAAAUUUAGGAUAUUGUGACCGCAGGGGGGCGCUGUUGCUUCUGUAACCCUUAAUUAAUUGGCUCUGACAUUUUAGAUCACUUCAUUGCUGGUUGUGACGUAAGCAGGGCGUAACACGGUGCCACAUGCUGAUAGCUGUUAUCAGAAGCCGCCUGUCGGUCAUGAAGGACGAAGAGCAGGAGGGCUCGUUGUCCCGCCGGGAUCUCUUUGAAGACUACCGGAGCUGCUUCCUCCGCCCCGGAGCCGAGGUUCGGCCGUGUCGGGACCCCGGGCUUCUGAAGAGGGCGGCCCAGUUCCUGCUGAGGACGUCGGAGCUGAGAGACACUUUCACGCUAUUCCCGUUCUGCCAGGCGGUGACGGAGAGGUGUGUUGUCGGCACCGACGGCAGGAAGCACCUGGCAGCCUUCAUCAAAGCCACUGAGAUGCUGGAGAGCCUCUGCAUCAACAUGUUCCUGCAGCCCUGGAAGAAGGAGAUCCGGUCUCUGAAGACGUUCACGGGUGCCUUCGUUUACUGCCUGCUGCCGGUUCUCAGCAGCUCCACUAUCCAGGCUGUUCUGGCCUGUAUGGGCUACCGGCCCAGCAGCGACGCCCCCCAGAGUGAGUUCACACUAAGUUCUGAUGCUGAUGCAGAUCGAGCUCUGCUGCUGGGAUUUGAGCUGCUGCUGGCCAGACUGGAAUGUUGUCGCCUCCUGGAUCUGCUGCUGGAGCACCAACUGGGACCACAGGAGUGGUUGGAUGUUCUCCAGAGAAGUAAGCAGCCUUCUAAGUUGGUAGAUCCCACAGAAAAGCAGACUGUGGCGGAGCAAAGGAAAGACAACGACGAGAAGAGGAAGGAGUCGGAUAAGAGAGAGGAGUCACAGCAGCCUGAGUCCAGGCUUCUAUCGGUUCCUCAGCCAAAGCCUCGGCGUCAUCGGCCCAGCGUAGACCAGUCAGACAUGGAACUGCAGUGGCAAUACCCAGACCUGGCCUUCAGGGGUCGCCCUCUGUUGCCAGACCAACCUCCCAAAGCAACCGCUGCCAUGACCGGCGGUGUACCUGACAGCACUUCUGUGCUUCCAAAGACCAACCUGACCAAAGAGGACAGAGAUGUUUCUCCAUCAGUCUCCACUGGUGACGAUGGUUGGAAUGACUCCAGCUGCUUCAGGAACUCUGAUGAAAGCAGAGCCCAUGAUGAUGAUGAUGGAGAUGAUGACCUUAGUGGUCCUCAAGCCAUUUCUCUUCAUAUCACACUGAGGACAGGAGGCAAAGCACAGGCAGGCAAGAAACGAGGAAGAGUUCAGCCAACCUCAGAGACUUCUGAUGAUGCACAGAAAACACCAAGCUUAGAGAAUGUGGUGGCUGACAAACCGGAGUCUUCCUCGUUGAGCUCCAUUGAUGAAGAGCAGCAGCUGAGAGCGCUGGCGGAGCGGAUGGGACAGCUUUCUGUGCAGGGAGAUCAAGAGAAGGCAACGGGAAGAGAGGAUGACGGGAAGGCAGAGGGCCGCAAGGACAGACAAAAACAGAGGACCAACCUCUGAGAGGGCCCUUAAAGGGCUUUAAAAUAUUUAGCAGUUUUUUUUUUUUUUCUUUUUUAAUUUUCCACCUCGUUUGGUUUCAUGACUAUUUGAACCAAUCGGAUGCAGAGCCAUGGGCAGUGUGUCACCAGGCCACUGGGGCCAACCAGAGCAAUCUAAGCUUUUUGAAGAAGAGAAUGUUGGAGCCAUUUAAUUUUUUGCUGGGUGUCUGAUAUGAGCAGGCUUUAAAUAUUCUAAUAACUGCAAUAAUGAUUUAUUGUUCAAAUAAAUAUGCUGGUAAUGUUUCAGGAUCAGGAUGAUCUGCACAGAGAUCAGAAAUAAAAACAUAAAGACAAACUAAUGUGAACAUCCAGAACCCACCCG
Molecule: messenger RNA, 1926 nt
Organism: Poecilia latipinna (sailfin molly)
Lineage: Eukaryota; Metazoa; Chordata; Actinopteri; Cyprinodontiformes; Poeciliidae
Exons: 7
Coding region: 175-1566 (463 amino acids)
Cellular component (GO): cytoplasm
Source: RefSeq, a predicted model, not a curated record